CACAUCUGUAUUGGACCUAAGCUAAUGCAGACUAAGACAUUUUUGUGUUGGAUCGAGACGCAACAGACAUCAGUAACAUUCUUCACUCACAGACCACGAAGAUUUAGAGCUUCAGUAGACAGAUCGAGGUGAAAAAACUCUCACAUCUCUUCAGUGUGCGCGCCAGACGCGUUAACAAUUUGCGGCUUUCUCAAGUUCCAUUAGCUUUUAGCUUUGUUUAUUUACGCUGGCUUGCUUGUGUUUCAGUAAACAGCAAAGAUUGAAGUGCACUCGCGACGUUCUAGAGAACCAAUGCCUACAGUUAUGGAUAAUCAGUGGUCUUCACCCAAGUUUAUCACUUGUCCUGACUGCGGAGAGAGAUACGACAGUGCGCACAAGAGGCGACUGAUCGACACUUGUGGUCAUCCGCGAUGUUACUCGUGUCUUUUUGUGGAUAAACCGUGCCCUUUGUGUCAAAGUAAGUACUCGGUUGUAAAUACGUUUAAGUUACCGGCUGUUGAUUCUAAAAUACGAGCACAGUUUCAAUGAGUCAGCCUUCGCAAGGAGAGACUUCCAUCAGUGGGAAUACUCAGUUGUUACGCACAGUUACAAAGUUACUAAGCUUAUCUUGGGCCUAAGUUUUACAGAAGAUUAUAACAGAAGAGCGGAACAGAAGUUUGGACAAUUAAUCUAGAGCCAUAGACAUCCAGUUAUUCCUUGGCCAAAAAUUUCGCUAAAAUCUCCCUGAAUUUCUAGCUUAAGCUUACUGUUUUGAGUAAUUUGUUUACAAACUUAAAAAUUCCAACCACGAAACAAGCGAGACUAUGCGCUCAACUGACUGAGAACUGUAGAGUGUCGCUGUCAUAGUCGAUUUCAAUACAACACAGCUUUGCAACAACAGUUGUAUAAGUCUUGGUUAAUCAGCCGUUUUAUUACAUAUUUAUUACUGAGUUGUUAUUCGUCCUACCAAUAAAUUAGAAAGAGGUCUUGUCGUUGUGUGUGCAAAGCAGUAUAUAAACGUUAGGCUCUGUGAUAACGUAUUGAAACUACUAGAGUCAAAAAGCGCUUUAUAAGGAGAAAGUUGAGUACUGAAAAGAACAAGUGGCAUAUUUUGCAUUCUCGAUUUGGAAGUUUACAGUCCGAUAUUGUUUAGGUGUGUUAUGGAAAAUUUUUAAAACUUUUAAUGACGACUGGAACCUUGUAUUGCACGAUAAGCUGUUUUACAGAACUAAAGCGAGCUCGCCAAGGAAGACAAAGUGUCUGUGGCUUCAAAACAUUACGUGACAUUCCCCGUUGAAAACUUUAUGCCCCACGAGUCAUUUAAUUGUUUUGCGUAAACUUUAAACCACAAAAACAAAUUUGGAACAAUCAGUUGGAGAAGUAUAGCUCGCAAACUGGCCAUAGUAGACAGUUUAACUUCCUCUUUCAGAAGUGUUCGGUUCAGCGGCAGACUGUGAUCACCACUAAAGACGUGGUUGGAUUCAUGAAUUGCUGUUUCAAUUGACUAACAACCAAAUCUACGGCACGCGAUGAGUGACUUUGUACCUAUUGACGCGAGUCAUGAAACGGGAGUUUCAUAAUAAAGUAGGAGAUUAUUCGAAAAGGCUUUUCAAACCAAGAAUAUGAAACGAAACGGCCGGUUGACGACUUCUAGUUGAUUCCUUAAAAGGAUUUUAAAACGUCUGCUGACGCAGACGACGAAAACAAGUGAAUGAUCUCGCUCAUCGGCCUUUGCUAUUUAAUUAAAGUUAUUCGUCGUAUUUUCAUAGCGUAAUAAAACACCAAAUAGCUUAUGACUGUGCGAGCAGAAUUUCGAGCUCAGUAAAUGUCAAUUUCGUGUAAUCCAUGUUGUUUGUUGAGGUUUCCGGAUGUUAUAGCGAAAAUGAGUAUCCAGUCUUGAGAGUUUUCAGAGCUAAUUACCCAUGGCAUAAUCUCUUCUUAUCAAAAUAUGCACCUCCGUUACCUUGGAGACAGUUGUAUGUCUUCCUUAACAUUGUUCCGUUUGUAAAUUUAGUGGCAGAUCAAAAUAAUUCCGAAAUUGUUGCGAUGACAAUUCCGUAACUUGUUUAAUUAUUAGCUGUCAAAUCUUAACAUAAAUUUAAAAUUUAAGCUUAGAAACAACAAAUGGAAAGAUCUUCCAGUUCCUCCUUAUUCUGUAUGAAGAGCAAGUAAAAUUCCAAAAACUGCGGCAUGUCUGUAAGUGUCCAAAGCUUGUCCACAUGGAGGAGGCGAUUUCGUUAAAUAGUUUGUAGUUUUUUCACCAACAGAGUCUUUGUUAAAUGCAGAAGUUGCAGCACGUUCGUGUCAUGGUUCGAGGAAAUUCACAGCGGGUCACUAGUUACUCAAGGGAGGGCAAUUUUAGAAGCGUGCUACAACGCAAGCAUAUUUCUCCAAAGGAUUUUUUUUAACUCAGUAAACAUAAUAUAUAUUAUACUCGUCACUCCAAGGGUGACUGAAAAGAAAUGUCUUCCCUUCAAUAUUAGUACAGUGUAAGGCAGACAGUUGACACAAAUAAAGAAGAAUGUAAACCACGGAAAUUGUCUGAUUAAACAGCGGCUUUCCAGAGCUAAAACUACAAGAAACAUUAAACAGAGAGACGGGAGAGUCGACAUCUAGUUCUAGGAAUCGGAAGAAUUGAAAACGAUUUUUUAGCAAAUGAAACGUUUUCGUGCAGUUAAAGAUGCCUUGCAGAAAAAACCGCUCAAGCCUAUAAUCUAUGGUCCACUAAAGACGCCCACGACAAGAUUUCGUAGAGGACAGAUUAUGAACUUUGAACGUUAAAUUUCUUAUUAAGCACACGCUGUAAGUUCAUAGUUGCAUGUGCACAUGGUUUAACAGUUCUGAAAUUUUGCUUUUUGUGACUUCGUUGCCAGAAAUUCUCUAUUGUAAUUUAGCAAUGAUCGUGAGCUGUACUCUAAUUAAUUUUUGUCACAAGUAACAAAUGUAAGUAGCCUUCAAGAGCUCUUGACUUGUUGAUCCACGGACAUGGUUCAUGCAAAUUAAGAAAAAAAGAGACAAGCGGAAAUUUUAUUAAAAAAAAUAACUAUUCCGCUCAUACGAAUUACUAACAGUAACUUGACUAGAACUCAAACUCCUCUCUUUUUAAUGUAGAGCUUCCACAAGACCCCAAGUCACGUGCCAGUUCAUUCCACGCUGGUAGCUCUGGUUCUGAGGAAUCCUUAAGCGUGUCAAGCAACACUCUCUCAUCCGGGAACCUCAGCAAGGAUCAGAGUUCGCUCUCACACCCAGACCUCAGUGAGAUACACAAGGAACGCGCGGCCACCUUGCCUGCUCGUGGCUUCAGAACAGGUAAAACGAGUUUUGACACCAAACUUACGUAAUAUAUGUUGACGCAAGCGGAUAAAAAUUUUGUGUGUAACUUUACUGAAUCUACAAUAUUUUACCAGUUAAACUUGAUGGCUAAAUCCGAUUUUCUUCGGGCUUAAUUUAAUCCUUCAAAUUCACGACAAUUCGCUCCUUGCUAAAAAAAAAGCGGCAUUUUUGAUGCGUUGAUUCAUUCAAUUUUAAGAGCGUGUGCCUAAUUUUUUCGCCAAAGCUUUAUAUCAAAAUUCAACAAACUAUAUCCUUUUACUUUUAACACAAAAGUUUAGGGGGUAUUGGUUUAUUUUUAGGCAUUAUUCCGAGAAAUUGAAGCCUAUCGAUAUUAUUUAUGGCAGGAAAUUGCUUUUUGCUAUUUUUGUUCUGCAUACGGUCGUCAAUGAAAAGGCGGCAAACCCGAAACCGCAAAGAAAGAAAGCGCCAGAACAAUAAGGAAACGAAAAAAACAACAGGAUCUAUUGUUUGUAUGAUAAAACAAGGUUUUAGCCUAGUUGUUUUAGCAAACGCACCAGUUAAGCCAUUCCUGUCUCGGUAUCGAAACGGAAAGGCGUUUCUUCUGUGGGAAGAAGUUUGUCCAAGUUCAGAACUCCCUCCCUCUCUUCCGCUAUCCCUUAGUUUUUGAGGGGGCCUCUCGUGACUGACGAGUUGAAGGACGAACUCAAACAGCAUCCUACUGUUGAAUAAACAAUGCGCUGUUUGUGGCUUCAGUUAUUCCCACGGUUUAACAAGCCAAGAAACUGUGUAGAAAUUCAAAAACAAACUCCCUUACAAGAAAUAGAAGCAAAGAACAACAAAAACAUUUAUCAAUUUGACAUUUUAAGACCCCGUGCUAAUAACCUAAAAAACUUCCGUCCUUAGCCUCAGGAAUGUAAACGAACCGUGCCUUUUGAUUGCUUUAAAAGGAGCAAACCGCAUAAUUAGGCAUAAUUAGAUGUAAUUUGUUUAGCGUAGUCAAAAGCCCAUUAAUAUUGGUGUUGGCUAUGACGAGGCGACUUAUUGUUACAUCUGUAUUACGGAGAGUCGGGUGUAUUUUAACUACCAAAGAACGGCAGUGGAUAAAUCAAAUUCGCACACCGACAGUUUAUGUGACUUCCUAGGGCAACAAAUUACUUAUCGUGCACGCCCACGGUCGAUUGAUAUCACGUCUUUACACUUCUAUGCAAAAUUCUGAAAUCGCGCGCUGGAUUAGGAAGAUUGCUUCGGUUCACUAGUCAAUUGCAUCUCAUUGUUGCAGUAUUGCGAUCAAGUUGUUCUCUGGCUGUGAGACAAUCCGCGAAACAGUUUGUCACCACGUACGAGCGAACGGAAACUGGUUGUGGAAUCGUUUAUGGCGAUAUACUAAAAUGGCGAAAGGAAACCUGAUGUGUUUGUAGUAGUGUUGCAGCGGUUGAAAAGCGACAAACAGACAUUGUUAACGUUAAAUGAUGGUGAUAGAAGCAACUAAGGUUGAAUUAUGUUGAAGUUUAAGAGAGUCAAACCGAAGUUUCCCGAGAAGGGUAACACGUUUGUUGCGAAGCCUUCCGUUGUCAGAGCUAGAGUUAUUCAAGGUUAUUCUUUGCUGAGUUUGUGAAGUGAUUUUACACACGAAAUUACUACCUCUAUGUAUUGUAAUGUUGUGCUAUAUAUUGAAAGCAUUAAUGUUGUUGUGUUUUCUUUACUACAGAUAACUACUUCAGGUCUCUAUACAGAUAUGACCCUCACGCUACGGGUGAGUUUUGUCAGUCAACUGAUUGAUCUUCUUUCGGUUCAGUAAUACGCGCUAUUAAACUAUUCCGCUACUAACUCCAUUCUUUAGCGAUUGAAUUUACAUGGUUGCCUGAUGGAAUUUUAAGACAGUGGAUCUUAUCAGUACCACAAAGAAACCUCGCCUUUUAUCUUAUUGUUUAGAACUACUUCCUAGUGAUCUUGUGGUCUCGUAGAGAUCGAAAGCUGACGGUUUUAUGGUUUUAAACGAAAUAAGAAGACUUGACUGAGUCCCAGUGGAGAUAACACCAUAAAUCCUGUUUCAUUCAACAGUCUUAAUCCGUUUUCGUGUACUCUGAUUCGAUCUCUUUCCGGGGACUGAAUAUUUGUCAGUGAAACUCUGCGACUUACGCAAGUAGCGUGACUGCUUAGAUCGUUUAAAAAAAAAAGCAAAACACUUUGGAUCUCACUCAGCAUUCCGAGAAAUCAACUACUAAAAUCUUCCUAACAAGAGCCUUCAACUCCGAAUAUCGUGUUUUUAUAUUUCCUUCUCGCAUAGUUUAUAUUCCAUCACGUUCGAAGCCUCAGUAUGUGCUGUGUUUUUUUUUUUUUCAAGGACACAGUUCUUCAAGUCAGAUUGUAAAGAUACGUCAGUUUGACUCAGUAGAGAGCUAACGUGUCUUGUUUCCAAUGGAUUACUUUGCUGGCUCGGAUUAUUCAUAUGUAGAGUAAUAAAGUUUAAAUCAAGGAGUACGAAUUUCAAUGAUCUGUUCUGAUAGCCGGUUACUGUAUCAACUUCAAAGCGAAUGUAUACGGUUACAACUUCUGUUUGGGACUUAGUUUUUCAUGUUUCAAAAGACUGUUCCUGAGCAGCAAACGCAAUUUAUUGCGAGACGUGCAAAACUUAUAAAUAUAACUUUUACCAACUGCUCGAAACAAUAUUCACGAACCGUUUCAUUCAUGACGUGUUUACAAAAGCCUAAUAUCACUUUCAUUACGCCAACAGAAAAUACAGACGUCAAAGAUUUCAAGCAGAGGAACAGGACCGUGCAGAAUUAUCAUAAAUCACUGGAAAAUCUCUCAGACCAGUUUUGGAAAAGCGUUGAAAGAGCUUCGAGUCCAUUGGGACGAAGUACAAGUAAGUUUCGUGACCUCUAUGUCGAUGUUAGGUGAUCGAUCGUUGACGAUAGUAUUGAUUUGUGGCUCCCAUAUUAUGUUUUGAAGAUAACAGAUCAAGAGCUAUGCAUAUUUUGGUUCGAGGAAUAUUUUCACAAGAUAUUGCUUGAUAGCUAAAACACACAUUUCUGAUGUUAUGAUAAUAAAAUUAUCGCGAGAACGAUAAACCGCUAUCUAACUGGAAUCGAAUUGUCGGCCGUUCAGUAAGGGGUCAAAUGACGGCUGUAGAUAUAGAUAAGUUUCUGCUCAAUUGCCAGGGUUUAGGCUACCGUUGAUGGGCUCUUAUGGGGGGGUUUAAAAGGUGUCCAUGGUAACUUCAAGAUUCUUCGGGAAUGUAGGAGAGACAGAGAACUUUAGUGGAAUUUUUAGAACGCAGAGAUUUGAUCAAGUAGAGAUGUCUCCUCAUAAGAGUGUCAUGAGAGUGUUUUGGUUUUCAUUUUGCUUGUAGCCGCGUGUUUAUGGAACAAUUGAAAUAAUAUUCUUGAAAGUUUUGUCCAUUGAGCAGGUGUUAAGACAAUGCUUACCAUAGUUUGUUUACGGAUACACUGUCACACAUGACCUGUGUGGUAAAGAGUAAAUAGAAAGCACAUUUCACCGCUCUUCAAUCUCAUUCUUUCGUCGUGUUUUCCUGCUUCCGUAAAAUGUGCAAAAACAAACUCCCUUACAAGAAAUAGAAGCAAAGAACAACAAAAACAUUUAUCAGUUUGACAUUUUAAGACCCCGUGCUAAUAACCUAAAAAACUUCCGUCCUUAGCCUCAGGAAUGUAAACGAACCGUGCCUGAACGAAACGCACUUUCAUUAGACACAAAAUUCCUGACGGAAAAUGAAAUUUACUCUGCCAUGCUGCGAUAGUUCAUUUUCAUGAACAAAAUGUCUCUUGUGUCAGGGAACGAUUAAAAAAUGUCAAAGAAAGCAAUAACAUCGCGGAAUGAAUCAUAGCAAACUUUUCCUAUGAUUCAGUGUCUUCAAUGUCAGUGGCCGUGAUAAUGUUUUUUCAUGUUUUCAUGAUUGGUCCCAUUCCUUUUGUAGGUCUUACCCCUUUGCACCCCAGCAUCGGUAUGCAUAUAUUCCACUCUGUUCUCAGUUCAAUUCCUUCUGUACCGAAAAGGAAAAUUUGUUUAUCAAUCAAGAAGUUCUUUAGUUGGUGGUCGUACCAUUUAAUCUCAUGACCUUAAUGUUUGACGCAGUGUCGAUAUUGUAAUCAGAAAUGAGAUUCUGGUCACUCUCACGGGUUUCAGUGCUAAAACAGUGUCUAGGAGAUAGGAAAAUUCUGUACAGUACUUCUAAUGUUAUUGCGUGAAUUUAGUUUUUAACGAAGAAAAUAAUUUUGAUGUUUACGUUUGUUUAAUCCACAGUCUCGUCAUUAAAAAGUGAUGAUUCUCCUCCGUCAUCAAUAAGGUCCUCUACUGAUGACGUCACAUCCACUCUUUCCAGACUAACAGUUCCAGACCUACCCAGACGGCGCUCAGCCACGGAUGUCCCGAAAAGACCCGAGUACCAGAAACGUGAUUCGUAUCGAAGCGAAACGUUACGAAAACCAGAGAUUGCCGAAAUAAGGCCACGAUCACAGUCCGACAUUGCCGCAAUAAAAACUUCCGAAGGCGAAUUUAGGGAAAGGCAUUUUUACACUUUGCCAACCAAUUUCCACCGCUCAGAUUUUGACAGACAUCGGGCCGGUUCCGAUAAAUCAUCGGACACUUCGCUGCCUUUUUCCGAUUCAUGCUCGGAAAGUUCCGGUGAUUCCGACCAUUUGACCGUUGGCAAUCCGCGAAGCCCGCCGUACAAAGGAAUGACAAAGAGAUUGUCAUAUGACGAGAAUCAAAACGAACGAUUAAAGAUCGCAGAGGAGCGACUUCUGAGUAGAUUGAUGGGAACUGAUGAGGAAGCAAAGCGAAAGAGGGAUGCUAAAAAUGUUAUCCAUUGGGUGAUAGAGCCUCCUAAGCAAGAUGAGCCAAAGAACACCAGUGGAGUGCACACGGAGAGCGGUCAACCAACAAAACCAGAUCCUCCAAAACGAAGAGACAGCAGUCAAAGACUCAAUGGCCAGAAAUCACAAGAGAUCAAUGGACAGUAUAGAACAGUAACGUCGCUCUGAUGCGCGUGUUAUAUAAGACGUUUGAAAAGAAACCGACUUUAUCAGUGCAAUCUGACACAGUAUCUGAUUGCGAUUAAUAGGAUUAAUAUUAUUCAAGAUUAGGCUGGAAGGCACUGAUUAAUAUUAUAUUAAUAUUAUUCAAGAUUAAGAUGAAAGGCGCUCUGAGGACCGUUGUUGAUCAGGGGUCUGAAAGCAGGACUUUACGAGCGCGUUAUAUGAAAGUUAGAUGAGGAAUGAUUAAAUUAAGAUACGAAUACCGUUUGGCGAUCAUCGUAAUUUUAAUCAGCUCUUAAAAAAGAAAUACACUAAAAAGAUGUAUUUAUGAGCAGGUUUGACAUUUGAAUGGGCGUGUAAUAUCCUAAGAUUGAAUCAUUCAU
Messenger RNA from Pocillopora meandrina, 8650 nucleotides. Lineage: Eukaryota; Metazoa; Cnidaria; Anthozoa; Scleractinia; Pocilloporidae. The record is from the annotation of a GenBank genome assembly.